Molecule: messenger RNA, 3824 nt
Organism: Pundamilia nyererei
Lineage: Eukaryota; Metazoa; Chordata; Actinopteri; Cichliformes; Cichlidae
Gene: syndig1
Product: synapse differentiation inducing 1
Exons: 6
Coding region: 930-1778 (282 amino acids)
Biological process (GO): synaptic vesicle clustering; positive regulation of synapse assembly
Cellular component (GO): intracellular membrane-bounded organelle; excitatory synapse; postsynaptic density membrane
Source: RefSeq, a predicted model, not a curated record
CAAAUAGGUAAGUGUAACAGACAGGUGUAAGUAACAGUGUAACCGCAGAGGGUCAGGUACAGGUGAGAUAUAUUAAGUUAAGGACUCAGUGUGACAUGGAGGAAGGGCCUGGCUAACCCUUGCACAUUAAUAUUAUUAUUGCUGUUUGGAGAGGAAAGCUCCAAAACCAAAGUGUUCUGUUUUCUGAGUUACAGACAUGGCAGUAACUCCUCCUGUCCCGGGGUCCUCCUCCGAUUCUGCAGGGAGGAGCGCCUGGAGGCUCACAGGUGUAUGUGCUGCAGUAAAGCGUCCACAGCUGCAGGGGGUGCUGACGUUUAAUCUGUGAACUGCAGCAGGAACUGACCGAAGAAUGAAAACAGGAAAGGAAGUUUGAAGUCAGCUGGAAAUUUGGUUGUAAAGAAUUUUGAGUGGUGAAGAUAAAAAUGAGUAAAUUCAAGACAAAAUCAGAUUUUCAUUUUGUUUCCAACAUUCAGACCUCAGCGUGAGGGUGUGACUGUGGGCCCUGAGUGUGGUCUGACAUGAGGUGUGCUGCAUCUUUUUCUUUUUUUUUUUGCAUCUGUUAGAUCUGCCCUGGACCUGUGAGGUGGAUGAAGCUGUGCAGGUCUCCAGUGAGCGUGAAGGAGAAUCAUUCUCGGAGCAGACGGACACCUGCCUGCCCGCCUGCCUCUCUCCUCUUACGGCUUUUUUGGAAAUAAGGAGCUUCGCAUCGGGAACCCGCCGCCUCUCAGCCCGCUCAGAGCGCACCCAACGCGGCUGCGGGACGGCCGCGGGGGUCGCUGUCACGCCUGGAUGCGCAGAUGGAUGGACGAUGAAUGGAUGGACGGCUCUCGUGUCUCACCUUGGGAGCAAAGUUCAGUAUGCAAUGCCUGACCCUUGACCUCUGACCUCUCUGAGAGACCCCUUGAGGAGGAAACGAGUUCUGAGGAGAGAUGGAAGGUGGAGGAAACAAGGAGAGCCGAGGAGAAGAGCCUGAAACCUCCUCCGGGCUUGGGAGAGUCUCACGGAGAGGAGGAGGAGAAGCCUGCAGACAAAAUGGCCUGAUCAACACGCACAGGCUGGGGGCGGAGCCUCGGGAGGUGCUACUGUCAGUGUACUCUGCUCCUCAGUAUCAGGGUCACGUGGUGGUGAGCACCUCCCCUCAGCAGGAGCACAGCAGGGGUCCUCCCCAGCUUCUGAACCCCAGCACUCUCCUGCCCCAGCAUGGGGUGCCAGACCCUCGCCUCAGGCCGGCCCCCGGCCUCUUCCUGUGCCCGGAGAGUGUCCUGCGGGCCUGGGGGGAGGCCGGGGGAGGCGACUGCUGUGAGACCACCUUCAUAGAGGGACUUGGACCAGAAGCCUCCUCUUCUUCUGCUGCCGCCGUCUCCACAAAGGAGGUGCUGCUGUUUGCUGAUGGGAAGUAUCUGGAGUUUUCUGGUGAGGAGGCAAAGAUUCACACACUGUCCUAUGACAUCGACGACGAUGACGACUUCCAGGAGCUCGAGAGCGAUUACUCCAGCGAAUCAGAGAGCGAGGACGCCUUCCUGCUGAUGCCUCCCAGAGAUCACCUGGGCCUCAGCGUCUUCUCCAUGCUCUGCUGCUUCUGGCCGCUCGGCAUCGCCGCCUUCUACCUGUCACACGAGACCAACAAGGCAGUUUCCAAAGGAGACUUUCACCUGGCCAGCUCCAGCUCCAGGCGGGCUCUCUUCCUCGCUGUCCUGUCAAUUACCAUCGGGACAGGUAUCUAUGUGGGCGUGGCCGUGGCGCUCAUCGCCUACCUCUCCAAGAAUCACCACUGGUAGCCUAAGAUCACAGAGUGAACCCUCACCUUCCCCUGGAGUUCAGCUCCCCAGUGAGUGUUUUCAGCAUGUUGGCCGUCAUCUCGAACUGGAGAACUUCCUGUGAGCGCACGAUGGCGUCGGACACCCCGCUGUGCUGUUCUGAAGGGCCAAUCGGAUCCAGCAGCAUUUUUUAAAGCUUCUGCUGGCGUUAGUUUCUUUAAAAGAACAUUUUUGGUGUGAUUACUCUCAUUUCCAUCAUCCAAACUGCACUGAAUCAUCACUUUAACUGUAUCUGCAUGAAAAGUUCUUCAUUACUGUUGGAGGACAUGAAUCAAAAAGCUCGAAUAAACCCUGGAGGUGAUGUUAACGUUCAGGGUGUAACAGUUUCUCUCAUAGGAAGUUUUUAAUGUCCACAUCAGAUGUUCAGCCGGAAUAAAAGGAGGAGGAGUUUAAAGGAAUACCAUCAGCAGCACUAAUAAGCAUUUGUGUUAUUUAUAUCCUGCUCUGUGGGCCAUCAGCUUACCUGAUUUAGCUCUGGACGUUACCUGUUGGCAAACACGGCCUCCAUUUAACACUUGUGAGACUUUUUUGGAUGUAAAUGUAAAUUUACUCUCUUCACACUUAAACAAAGACAUAAAAAAUGGGACCAAACUGUAACAUGAUCUACAGUGAUGAUAAACACAAGGAGAGUGUGAAGGGAGAGAUGACCACACACCUGUGCUCAGGUGGACUCGGGUGAAUGUGUGAAAGUGGACUGGCUGCGUCCUGUUUGCAUAUCAGGACAGACACAAAGACUUUUUAUUUAUUUAUUUAUAUUUUUGGACAAACUCUGGACUUGUUCAUGUGAUAAAAGAGACACUGCUGAACUCUAUCAGCUGAUCCGAUGACAUUGACCUCAUCGUGUGUCCUUUUGGCUUUAAACCAACACAGAAACACCAACAACCCACCAGCUGGUACGCCGGUGUCGAGGGUAGAGACACAUCUUUCAUCUGUCAUGGUCUCUGCAGGUUUAGCAUCUGGAGGUCAGGCUGGGACUUCAUUUAACAUCUGUGUACAGUUUGGUUAUGAAAUUUGGACAUACAUUCAUUUAUUAUUCUUUCUUAUUGUCUGUUAUGUUUUUAAGCCUCUUUGAAAGUCUACAGACUUCUGGUCCAGAAUCAGGACAUCUCAGUGAAAACUGAAUAUUCAGCAGAAACCUUAAAAGACUUUGGAAGUGUUGUAAUCAUGGUUCUAAUGCAGGACCCUGUUUGGUGGCUGUGUAAGACAGGUACUCGGGUCCUCGUCUACAGGUGAGCACCGGGAAACGAAUUGUCAUAGUCAUGUGUGGACAUUCAGAAAAUGUUAUGUAAGACUAUCGGUGCGGGAACGUUGGGAGGUUUUUUCCGGGGUGUUUCUGAUGUUCACGUUUGUCUGGAUGUCCAACUACAGAUUUUUGUCUAGAACUUUUAUUCUUUUGUUCAUCCACAGAUCUGAUUGUGAUUUUUGGGCUGGCCUCUCUUCUACACCCUUGGUACUGCAGGUCCAGUUUGAUGGUGGACUUUAAACGAAAAACAAAAAUCCUUUGAGUGAUAUGGGAACAUAUAUGAGUCUUUAGAUGUCCACUGAUGUCCACUGAUGUGUAAAUGUACUGUGGAUUCUACAUCUGUGUCAAACUUAAUUCAGAGGUUUUAAAACAUCCACUCAAGUUUCAUUUUGAGGGCAUCAAUCCGGGAUUGUUAUUGAAAGUCUUUAAGUCUCAGUCUCCGUGGUGCAGACCACAUUUAUCUUUUGGCAAACAAAACCUUGUGUCUAUCUCUUUGGUCCUGAUCUUUGUUGGACACAAUGUCCAUUCACAAUUUUUGCUGAAGGCCUUCAGAAAUCCAAGAGUCUCAAAACUGAUGUUGAAUCUCCACCAACAUCUGAAACCAGUCUGGUGUUUGCAUGUCUGCCCACUCCUUUUUAGGAAGUCCACCCAGGUCCACCCAGGUCCUAUACUGAAGGCUGUACAUGUCCAAAACAAGCUGACUGCUCGUGGUGAUCCUUCAUAGAGAAAAUGUUAAACCAGGGGUGGGCAACUCCAGACCUCGA